Messenger RNA from Enhydra lutris kenyoni (northern sea otter), 1156 nucleotides. Its product is annotated as RAB9B, member RAS oncogene family. Bases 148 to 753 code for a protein of 201 amino acids. The transcript has 3 exons. Gene Ontology annotation, biological process: retrograde transport, endosome to Golgi; Rab protein signal transduction. Gene Ontology annotation, cellular component: phagocytic vesicle; late endosome; lysosome. Gene Ontology annotation, molecular function: GTP binding; GTPase activity. NCBI's taxonomy places the organism in Eukaryota, Metazoa, Chordata, Mammalia, Carnivora, Mustelidae. The record is from RefSeq and is a predicted model, not a curated record.
GGAGACAGUGAAGGAGAGCAGAGGGUUACCUUGAACCCUAAAAAGAAAGAAUAAAACAACAACAAGGAAAAGAAAGGACUAAAAUUGUGGCAACGACCCAACUGGGUUCUCUUGGUUAUAAACUCCUCCCCAUCUGGUGCUGCAACAAUGAGUGGGAAAUCCUUGCUCUUAAAGGUUAUUCUCUUGGGUGAUGGUGGAGUUGGGAAAAGCUCACUUAUGAACCGUUAUGUAACCAAUAAAUUUGACUCCCAGGCUUUUCACACCAUAGGGGUAGAGUUCUUAAAUCGAGAUCUGGAGGUAGAUGGACGUUUUGUAACUCUCCAGAUCUGGGACACUGCAGGGCAGGAGCGUUUCAAGAGCCUUAGGACACCCUUCUACAGGGGAGCAGACUGCUGCCUCUUGACCUUCAGCGUGGAUGACCGACAGAGCUUUGAGAACCUUGGUAACUGGCAGAAAGAAUUCAUCUACUAUGCAGAUGUGAAAGACCCUGAGCACUUCCCCUUUGUAGUUCUAGGUAACAAGGUAGACAAAGAGGAUAGGCAAGUGACUACUGAGGAGGCACAAGCCUGGUGCAUGGAGAAUGGGGAUUACCCUUAUCUAGAAACAAGUGCCAAAGAUGAUACUAAUGUGACAGUGGCCUUUGAAGAAGCUGUCAGGCAGGUGUUGGCUGUAGAGGAACAGCUGGAACAUUGCAUGUUGGGUCACACUAUUGACUUGAACAGUGGCUCCAAAGCAGGAUCCUCAUGCUGCUAAAAGCAGGCAGCCUUUUAAAAGUGUGCCACAAAUUGUUCAGUCAAUAGUGUCAGAAUAACUGUGCCCCUCUGAGAGGGCACACACACAAAAGGGUAAGAGAGAAGGUUGUGAUUGUGUAUCAGGGCCUUUCAAAUUGAGGUUGUAAGAGCAAGUAAAAAAAAGAAAAAAGAAAAAAGCUUUACCAAGCCAAGUGUAUUUUGCGUGAUUUCUGCUGUUUCCUUCUUGUGUGUAUCAGGACAUUUCAGAAAGCUUCAGUCCUGAGAGAUAUAAAUAUUUUCAAAUCCAGUUUAAACUUAGAACCCAGCAGCAUGAAGGAGUUAAAGAGCUACAGAUAUCCCUUAAAGUGUUCCAUUAGUCAACUAACAAAUGUCACCUUGGACUCUUGGCAAGCAGUUUCUGACAU